UGCAUCUUAACACAAGAUCACAAUCGAAGGCAAGCAAAUCAAUCAGGCUACUUGAGCACCAGCUCUAUCACCUUAGUUCAUAUCUGGAACUGUUCUUUAGAAAAUAGCUCAAGUCGCCGUCGAAAUGUCCGAGGAGAUCACAAUAAACAUCAAAGGCCCUUCCGAGCUCAAGCUCUCGUUGACCGUCUCACCUUCGCUCCUCACUUCGGAGCUCAAGGCCAAGAUCAACGAACAGACUCAGAUCGAGCCCGAAAGGCAGAGGUUGAUCUAUUCCGGCAAGGUUUUGAAGGACGAAGAACCUCUGUCGACCUACAAGGUCCAGAACAACCACACCUUGCACCUCGUCAAAGGCGCCGCCAAGCCCGGUAGCACUCCGGCCCCUUCCGCAUCCAACGCCUCGUCUUCCCCUUCGUCCACCAACGCUAGUGCUGCUGCCGCCGCUCAAGCUCGAGGCGUACCGACCAACUUGAACGCCGGGUUGCCUUAUGCCGGAAACCCGUUGGCUCAGUUGGAAGGUGCUAUGGGACAUGGGUACGGUGGAGGUACCUUCAACCCGUUCGCCCAGAUGCCUGGAAUGGACGGGCAGAACUUGAACGAUCCCAAUGCCAUGGCCAACAUGCUCAAUAACCCCGAGGCAAUCAGCCAGGCUAUGAGCAUGAUCACUCCCGAGAUGAUGGACCAGAUCAUCGCUUCUAACCCUUCGCUCAGUUCGAUGGGACCCCAGGUCAGGGAGAUGAUGAGGAGCCCGAUGAUGAGGCAGAUGAUGUCCGACCCCAACAUGAUUCGCCAGAUGAUGGCGAUGCAAGGCGGAAUGGGUGGAGGAAGUCCGUUCGGAGGAAUGGGCGGUGCUGGCGCUCAGAACCCGCUCGUCGCUGGAUUUGGCGCUCAGGCAGGGGAAAACAAUACGCCCUCGACCGGAGGAGAUAACGCUGCGACGGGUACGCCCGGUCAGGCGGCGGCCAAUCCGUUUGGGAUGAACCCCGAUAUGAUGCGUAUGCUCAUGGGUAUGGGCGGCGGCGGCGGUGGUGGUGCCGGGGGUGCCGGUGGACUCGGUGCACUUGGCGGUCUCGGAGGUCUCGGUGGAAUGGGGGGAUUCGGCGGAUUCGGUGGAGGUGCUCAACAGCAGACUCCUGCUGCCGAGCCUCUGCCUCAAGAUACGAGGAGCCUGGAGGAGAGGUUUUCGAACCAGUUGCGAACCUUGAACGAGAUGGGUCUGGUCGACCCUCAACAGAACUUGAGGGCGUUGAGCAUGACGGGCGGAAACGUCGAGGCGGCGAUCGAGCUCAUCUUUUCCGGUCGUGUACCCGCUAGUUCUUGAUCGGGGUUGGGCUUGUCGUGGCGCGUAGUUUCGAGUUGUAUCACGAUCCAUAUAUAUGAACUUCGUAGAC
Messenger RNA from Filobasidium floriforme, 1388 nucleotides. RefSeq lists its product as uncharacterized. Gene Ontology annotation, cellular component: cytosol. Gene Ontology annotation, biological process: ubiquitin-dependent protein catabolic process. Lineage: Eukaryota; Fungi; Basidiomycota; Tremellomycetes; Filobasidiales; Filobasidiaceae. The record is from RefSeq and is a predicted model, not a curated record. Gene Ontology annotation, molecular function: polyubiquitin modification-dependent protein binding. The transcript has 7 exons. Bases 125 to 1318 code for a protein of 397 amino acids.